Molecule: messenger RNA, 2183 nt
Organism: Sceloporus undulatus (fence lizard)
Lineage: Eukaryota; Metazoa; Chordata; Lepidosauria; Squamata; Phrynosomatidae
Product: lysosomal acid glucosylceramidase-like
Exons: 10
Coding region: 57-1835 (592 amino acids)
Biological process (GO): glucosylceramide catabolic process
Molecular function (GO): glucosylceramidase activity
Source: RefSeq, a predicted model, not a curated record
UUGAAAAUCUGUUCUAGUACUGAGGGAGGCGGCGGCUGGGCUUCAGAUUAAGAAUCAUGGUUGAAUGCAUUCUCUACCCCAACCUUUUUCUUUUAUUCAGAGGUGUGGAAGUAGAAGCAGUGCUGUGGGUUUUUCCAUACCAAACUCAAGGGACUACCAUGUGGCAAAGAUAUCAUUGCUUCUUAUCUUGGUUCCUGCCUCUCCAGCUGUCGGUCGCUGUGUCAGGUGGCCAGCCAUGCAUGGCAAGGAAUUUUGGUCAGGGCUCGCUGGUGUGUGAAUGUGGGGCCAACUACUGUGACACUUUGGGACCUAUCUCCCUCCCUGCCUUGGGCUCUUUUGCCAAAUAUGAAAGCAACCAGGCCGGGCACCGCCUUGAAAGAAGUGAAGGAAUGCUGCUCAGAGAACCUCCAGAAAAAGAAAGACUCAUUUUGAGAGUCACGCCAUCCCAAAAAUAUCAAAAGAUCAAAGGCUUUGGAGGGGCCCUCACAGACUCAGCUGCUAUCAACAUCCUUUCACUCUCCCCAAAGACUCAGAUGAAUCUUCUCAAAUCCUAUUUUUCCAACGAAGGCAUUGAGUACAACUUGAUUCGUGUACCCAUGGCAAGUUGUGACUUUUCUGUCAGGCUUUACACUUAUGCAGACUCUGAGUAUGACUUUGAGCUGAAAAAUUUCAGCUUGACUGAUGAGGACACAAAGAUGAAGAUCCCAAUCCUUCAGCAAGCUCAGGCGGUUGCCUCAAGACCUCUCUCUCUCUAUGCCAGUCCCUGGACUUCUCCCGUCUGGAUGAAAACCAAUGGGGCAAUGACUGGGCGUGGGACGCUCAAAGGGAAACCAGGAGACAAAUACCACAAAACUUGGGCCAACUAUUUCAUCAGGUUCUUAGAUGAAUAUGCUAAGCAUAAUGUGACUUUUUGGGCGGUGACUGCAGGCAAUGAGCCAACAGCUGGAGAUGUUAUCUUCUAUCCCUUUCAAUGUCUGGGAUUUUCUCCUGAGCACCAGCGGGACUUCAUUGCCCAGGAUCUGGGCCCUGCUUUGGCCAAGAGCUCACACAAGGGCAUUGACCUGAUCAUUCUAGAUGACCAAAGGAUCAUGCUCCCUUACUGGGCUGAAGUGGUUCUCAAGGAUCCUGUGGCUUCCCAUUAUGUCAAUGGAAUUGGUAUCCACUGGUAUUUGGAUUUCCUGGCACCUGUCGACUUGACGCUUUCCAACACUCACCACCUCUUUCCAAAUUACUAUCUCUUAUCCACUGAGGCCUCCACAGGAUCCUACUUCUGGGAGCCCCGUGUGCUGCUGGGAGGCUGGAACCGUGGGAACAAAAACAGGCAUUGUUCCCGGGAGGGAAGAAAAUAUCUUGUUCCAACUCCCAUCUCCUUGCAGAAUCUCAACCACUAUGUCACAGGCUGGACUGACUGGAACCUGGUGCUGAACAUGGAAGGCGGACCCAAUUGGAGCAAGAAUUAUGUGGACAGUCCUAUUAUUGUGGAUGCUGCCAAUGAUAUAUUCUACAAACAGCCCAUGUUCUACCACUUGGCACAUUUCAGCAAGUUCCUCCCAGAAGGAAGUCAGAGGAUUGGCAUCCAAAGCAGCAAAUGGACUGGCUUAGAAUUCUCAGCCUUCCUGAGGCCAGAUGGCUCAGUGGCCAUUGUGGUCUUGAAUAGGUCCCCUCAAGACAUCCCUUUGGCCAUCUCAGACCCCACCAUGGGCUAUAUUGAGGCAGUGGCAACUGCGAAUUCUAUCCAGACCUUUCUCUGGCAGCGGCCUAUGAGAGGCAGGGAUCAACCUGAUCCACGGGAAGCAAGGGGCAACCACUUGAAUUGGAAUGGUUUGUUUCCAUGAGAAGGACUACUGCUCGAGAAAGCUGGGCAAGCUAGUCCUGGAGAUGGGUCUUUAAACCUCAGAAGGCCUGAAUGAACCAGAAAGUCCAAGAGCAGAAUGAGUGCCCUCAUCAGCUGAGUUUGUUCUCUGUCCCACAUUUUCACACAAUAAAAUAAGCUGAUAUUGUUGUUUUUCUAUAUAUCAGUCUGUUUGCUGACUUUCCUCUGGAAGGGCUGGCAGGGAAGAUAGGAUCAAAACAUUUUUGUUGCGGGAGACAAAGAAUAAGAUGAUGCAUCGUAUCCUGGGCUUGGUCUUCUUUGGAGAAAUGAUUUAUGGUGAGGAUUUUUGCAAAAUGCCCCAAAAGAAACU